Molecule: messenger RNA, 1384 nt
Organism: Bipolaris sorokiniana ND90Pr
Lineage: Eukaryota; Fungi; Ascomycota; Dothideomycetes; Pleosporales; Pleosporaceae
Exons: 1
Coding region: 319-1068 (249 amino acids)
Source: RefSeq, a predicted model, not a curated record
AAUAAUGUCUGAACAGCUCACUGCAUAUCCGAAUAGGACGUUGCGUCACGCUCGGCAGCCGGCUUGUGCGCAGCUCAAUUACUGGAUAGUCGGCAUGCCUGCCAGCCGUCUGCUGACUGGCUUUUUGCUGGUGUUUCUUUCCUUCUUUCCUUCUUCCUCAUUCUUGUUGAUCUGUCCAACUGUUGACUCCCUUUACUUACUUCUGCCUGACUUGCCUUGACAAUUGUUUAUACAGUGAAAAGGUGUUACGCUUUCCCUUAAUGGUAUACGUCUAGAUCCACCACUUUACGAGAGCGACCACACAUCACAUUGCCAACCAUGGCCACCAUUUCACAAUCCAAGCGACCACACUUCCUCAGCAACAACCGAAGUGGGAGCAGCGUCUCCUCACGCUCCUUCUCAGCACCCGUUGAACACUCUGUAAGGAAGUACCCACGUGUCUUCCAGGGCACCGAUGCCGUGCCUCAGAACCAGAGGGUAGCCCUCCAUCGAAUCAUCGACACACACCAAGCCCUCGAUCUCAAGUACGAGCAAGAGCAAGUCUCUACACCCACCAGCACCACAAGCGGACGGCCAACCUCUUCCUCUUCCUCCAUCCUGUCCAACGACCCCUUCGCCCUCGACCUCAACAGCCUACCCGUCCAAGACGCAGAAAUUCGAGCCUUCCGCUACCUCCUCCGCCUCUGGGACCCAAAAUCCUAUCCCGCAGAUCCAGAAUUCGAUUCCGCCAUCGCACCCCGCAAAGCGCAGUUUGAAGAAAAAGCAAUAAAGCACUUCAUCAACCGCGUGGCGCUCUGGGACGUAAGCGGCGACGCAAGCCAGGGCAUGACUCGGAGCAUCUUUGCUUUCCGGCGAAGACGUUCACGGGCGAAGAGCGUGUCACAGACGCUGAACGAGGGCGCGGACGAAGGACCGGAUGCGCUUAAGGAGGCUACGACGAGAGAGGGGCUAGCGCAGCUCAUAUGGACACUGUUGCAUGACCCCAAGGUGCUGAAUGAAUCGGCGCUUGGGGAGAGGUGUAUGGAAGCGCUAAAGGAGAUGUAUCGAUUGACGUCGCCGACGGGUUGACUGCGUAGAACGGGGUUUGAAAUACAUAAAAGAUUUAUUUUGUUGAGCGUCGUUCUUUUUCUUUCUUCUCUUUGAGUACAUGUGUGUAUUAUUGGGUUGCUAGGCUAAUAGUGCAAUGUGAAAAUCACAAAGUUAAUGGGGAUAGGGGAUAGGUGCAGAUCAAAAGGGAUGCAAUUGUGAAAGUAGAGCUUUGUGCUCAAUCAUGUGACAUACAUAUCCAGAUCAAGGGUUUAUCUUACUAUUUCGAGGCUCGGAAACCCGUUGAGUGAUUUUCUUUUCUCGAUAUAUCACCGAAUUCAAUAUAUGGAGUUUGGCC